AUGAGGAGAUUGGCUUUUCGAGGUGCUGGUUGUACUCUGAAGAAGUUGGAUUCCAUGGGUUCCAAGCGACGAAGGGCUACUUCUCCUUCCAGCAGCAUCAGUGGAGGAGAUUUUGAUGAUGGUCACCAUUCAACAAAUAUACCAGGCCCAAGCCGGAAAAGAAGGAGACUUUCAAAUCUCCCAACUGUAGAUCCUAUUGCUGUGUGCCAUGAACUGUACAACACAAUCAGAGAUUACAAAGAUGAACAGGGCAGGCUCUUAUGUGAGCUUUUCAUUAGGGCACCAAAACGAAGAAAUCAGCCAGACUACUAUGAAGUGGUUUCUCAGCCUAUUGAUUUAAUGAAAAUCCAACAGAAACUAAAAAUGGAGGAGUAUGAUGAUGUGAACCUACUGACUGCUGACUUUCAGCUACUAUUUAACAAUGCAAAGGCUUACUAUAAGCCAGAUUCUCCUGAAUAUAAAGCUGCCUGCAAACUUUGGGAUUUGUAUAUGCGCACAAAGAAUGAGUUUGUUCAGAAAGGUGAUGCUGAGGAGGAGGAGGAAGAGGAUGAAGGGCAUGACAAUCAAGGGGCAAUAUCUGAAGUAUCUUCUCCAAGCUACUUGAAAGAGAUUCUUGAACAGCUGCUUGAAGCUGUAGCCAUAGCCACCAACCCAUCAGGACGUCUCAUAAGUGAGCUGUUUCAGAAGCUUCCCUCUAAAGUGCAAUAUCCUGACUAUUAUGCAAUAAUUAAGGAGCCCAUAGAUCUUAAGACUAUUGCCCAGAGGAUACAGAAUGGAAGUUAUAAAAGCAUUCAUGCAAUGGCCAAGGAUAUAGAUCUUUUAGCAAAGAAUGCCAAAACCUAUAAUGAGCCUGGAUCUCAAGUAUUCAAGGAUGCAAAUGCUAUUAAAAAAAUAUUUAAUAUGAAAAAAGCUGAAAUUGAACAUAAUGAACUGGCCAAGUCAAGUCUUCGAAUCAGGACUCCAUCAAAUUUGGCUGCUUCCAAACUGACAGGUCCUUCCUCACAGGGUAAAGGCAGUGUUGGUGAUGAGAGAAAUUCUACUAACAAAUAUUACCGUAACAAAAGAUCAGUCCAAGGGGAUCGUUUAUCUGCAAUAACCAUGGCAUUGCAAUAUGGAUCAGAAAGUGAUGAGGAUGCUGCUUUGGCUGCUGCUGCCCGUUAUGAAGAAGGAGAGUCUGAAGCAGAGAGCAUCACUUCCUUUAUGGAUACUUCUAACCCUCUUUAUCAGCUUUAUGAUACGGUUAGAAACUGCCGAAAUAACCAGGGUCAGCUUAUAUCAGAACCCUUUUUCCAUUUGCCUUCCAAGAAAAAAUAUCCAGAUUAUUAUCAGCAAAUCAAAAUGCCUGUUUCAUUGAAGCAAAUCAGAACCAAACUGAAGAACCAUGAAUAUGAAACUCUAGACCACUUGGAGUGUGAUCUGAACUUAAUGUUUGAAAAUGCCAAACGCUACAAUGUUCCUAAUUCCGCCAUCUAUAAGAGAGUACUGAAAAUGCAGCAAGUUAUGCAGGCAAAGAAGAAAGAGCUAGCUAGGAGAGACGACAUUGAGGACGGAGACAGUAUGAUCUCUUCUGCCACAUCUGAUACUGGAAGUUCAAAAAGGAAAAGUAAAAAGAAUAUAAAGAAGCAGCGAAUGAAAAUCUUAUAUAAUGUUGUUCUUGAAGCUCGAGAGCCUGGCACAGGCAGAAGACUCUGUGAUCUAUUUAUGGUUAAACCCUCCAAAAAGGACUAUCCAGAUUAUUAUAAAAUCAUCUUGGAGCCAAUGGAUUUAAAAAUUAUUGAGCAUAACAUCCGCAGUGAUAAAUACUCAGGGGAGGAGGCUAUGAUAGAAGAUAUGAGGCUAAUGUUCCGAAAUGCAAGGCACUAUAAUGAGGAAGGCUCACAGGUAUAUAAUGAUGCCCAUAUCCUAGAGAAGAUUCUUAAAGAAAAAAAGAAAGAGCUGGGACCUCUUCCUGAAGAUGAUGAUAUCGCUUCCCCUAAACUAAAGCUAAGUAGAAAAAGUGGUAUUUCCCCUAAGAAAUCAAAAUACAUGACUCCAAUGCAACAGAAACUGAAUGAGGUGUAUGAAGCAGUGAAGAACUACACAGAUAAACGAGGCAGGCGAUUAAGUGCCAUCUUCCUGAGGCUUCCAUCUCGAUCAGAACUGCCUGACUAUUAUGUAACCAUUAAAAAGCCAGUUGACAUGGAAAAAAUAAGAAGUCACAUGAUGGCCAACAAGUACCAGGACAUCGAUUCCAUGGUAGAAGACUUUGUAAUGAUGUUCAAUAAUGCCUGCACUUAUAAUGAGCCAGAGUCUCUGAUUUACAAAGAUGCCCUUGUCCUACAUAAAGUUUUGCUUGAAACUAGAAGAGACAUAGAAGGAGAUGAGGAUUCUCAUGUCCCCAAUGUAACAUUGCUGAUCCAGGAACUUAUCCAUAACCUUUUUGUAUCCGUAAUGAGCCAUCAGGAUGAUGAGGGCAGGUGUUAUAGUGACUCCUUAGCUGAAAUUCCUGCUGUUGAUCCCAACUUCCCAAACAAACCACCUUUGACUUUUGAUAUUAUCCGAAAGAAUGUAGAAAAUAAUCGCUACAGGAGACUGGAUUUGUUUCAAGAGCAGAUGUUUGAGAUGCUAGAGAGGGCAAGGAGGAUGAACCGGACUGAUUCAGAGAUUUAUGAGGAUGCUGUGGAACUUCAGCAGUUCUUUAUUAAAAUCCGUGAUGAACUCUGCAAGAAUGGAGAGAUUCUUCUGUCACCAGCACUCAGCUACACCACCAAGCAUCUUCACAAUGAUGUAGAAAAAGAAAAAAAGGAAAAGCUACCCAAAGAAUUCGAAGAGGAUAAACUCAAAAGAGAGGAAGAGAAGAGAGAAGCUGAAAAGAGUGAAGAUUCUGCUGCAGGAGCUGGUCUGUCGAGCUUACAUCGGACUUACAGCCAGGAUUGCAGCUUUAAGAACAGCAUGUACCAUGUUGGGGAUUAUGUCUAUGUGGAACCUGCAGAAGCCAACCUGCAACCUCAUAUAGUCUGUAUUGAGCGAUUAUGGGAAGAUUCAGCUGGGGAAAAAUGGUUGUAUGGCUGCUGGUUUUAUCGACCAAAUGAAACAUUCCAUCUUGCAACACGAAAAUUUCUGGAGAAGGAAGUUUUUAAGAGUGAUUACUAUAAUAAAGUUCCAGUUAGCAAAAUUUUAGGCAAAUGUGUGGUAAUGUUUGUUAAGGAGUAUUUUAAAUUAUGUCCCGAAAACUUUAGAGAUGAGGAUGUCUACGUCUGUGAGUCUCGUUACUCUGCAAAGACAAAGUCUUUUAAGAAGAUUAAACUGUGGACCAUGCCCAUUAGCUCUGUAAGGUUUGUCCCUCGAGAUGUGCCCCUGCCUGUGGUCCGUGUCGCUUCUGUGUUUGCUAAUACAGACAAAGUGGAAGAUGAGAAACACACUGAAACCUUAGAGGAUAAUAAAGUGGGAGACAGUAUCCUUAACCUUGAAAAGGAGAAAGAAGAUGUUCCAGUGGAAAUGUCAAAUGGAGAACCUGGUUGCCACUACUUUGAACAGCUCCGUUAUAAUGAUAUGUGGCUUAAGGUUGGGGAUUGUGUCUUUAUAAAAUCACAUGGCUUAGUGCGACCUCGGGUGGGCAGAAUUGAGAAGAUGUGGGUACGGGAUGGAGCUGCAUAUUUCUUUGGCCCAAUCUUCAUACACCCAGAAGAAACUGAACAUGAACCAACUAAAAUGUUCUACAAGAAGGAAGUGUUUUUGAGUAACCUAGAAGAGACCUGUCCAAUGACCUGCAUUCUGGGAAAAUGUGCUGUGUUGUCAUUCAAGGACUUCCUGUCUUGUAGACCAACAGAGAUCUCUGAAAAUGAUGUUCUACUCUGUGAGAGCCGCUACAAUGAAAGUGACAAACAGAUGAAAAAAUUUAAAGGGCUUAAGAGGUUUUCACUCUCUGCAAAAGUAGUGGAUGAUGAAAUUUACUACUUUAGAAAACCCAUAGUUCCUCAGAAGGAGCCAUCACCACUACUGGAGAAAAAGAUUCAGCAGCUAGAAGCAAAAUUUGCUGAAUUGGAGGGGGGUGACGAGGAUAUUGAAGAGAUGGCAGAAGAAGAAGGUGAAAUCAUUGAAGCACCUUCUAUGCCUCAGCUUCAGACUCCACUGGCUAGUGAACUGGAUAUAAUGCCAUACACUCCACCACAGUCCACUCCGAAGUCUGCCAAGGGCAGCACGAAGAAGGAGGGAUCAAAAAGGAAGAUCAACAUGAGUGGGUAUAUCCUAUUUAGCAGUGAGAUGAGAGCUGUGAUUAAAGCUCAGCACCCAGACUACUCCUUUGGAGAGCUCAGCAGGCUUGUAGGAACUGAAUGGAGAAACUUGGAAGCAACCAAGAAAGCAGAAUAUGAAGAGCGGGCAGCUAAAGUUGCUGAGCAGCAGGAGAGAGAGCGAGCAGCACAGCAACAGCAGCAGAAUUCCUCCCCCCGGGCAGGCACUCCUGUCGGGGCUCUUAUGGGGGUGGUGCCGCCACCAACACCAAUGGGAAUGCUCAAUCAGCAGUUGACACCUGUUGCAGGCAUGAUAGGUGGCUAUCCGCCAGUGCUGCCACCUUUGCAGGGCCCAGUUGAUGGCAUUGUUAGCAUGAGCAGCAUGCAGCCACUUCACCCUGGGGUGCCCCCACCCCACCAACUUCCGCCAGGUAUGCCAGGCAUCCCAGGCAUCCCACCACCGGGUGUUAUAGGCCAAAGCGUUUCUUCCAUGGUAGGCACUCCGGCACCAGGAGGAAGUCCCUUUGGACAGCCGAUGGGAUUGCUUGGGCCACCUGGCCAGCAGGCACCACCUCCAUACCCUGGUCAAAGCCAAGCAAGUCAGCAGGUUAUACAGCAGCCCACAACUCCAAUGUUUGUCUCCCCUCCACCAAAGACACAGAGGCUUCUUCAUUCUGAGGCCUACCUGAAAUAUAUUGAGGGGCUUAGUGCUGAAUCAAAUAGUAUUAGCAAGUGGGACCAGACCCUUUCAGCACGAAGACGUGAUGUCCAUCUAUCCAAAGAACAAGAGAGCCGUCUUCCUUCACACUGGUUGAAAAGUAAAGGGGCCCAUACCACAAUGGCAGAUGCACUGUGGCGUCUUCGAGACUUGAUGCUACGAGACACCCUUAAUAUCCGUCAAGCAUACAAUAUAGAAAAUGUUUAA
This is a messenger RNA of Emys orbicularis (European pond turtle), 5136 nucleotides long. It is a transcript of the gene PBRM1, whose product is annotated as polybromo 1. NCBI's taxonomy places the organism in Eukaryota, Metazoa, Chordata, Testudines, Emydidae. The record is from RefSeq and is a predicted model, not a curated record. Gene Ontology annotation, biological process: transcription elongation by RNA polymerase II; chromatin remodeling. The coding region runs from base 1 to 5136 and encodes 1711 amino acids. Gene Ontology annotation, cellular component: RSC-type complex; SWI/SNF complex. The transcript has 31 exons. Gene Ontology annotation, molecular function: protein binding; chromatin binding.